ACGAGUCCGGCGAGGAUGCGCGCUGACGUCACCAGCCCGUUGAUUUGCUAAGCGGCGCGAGGAGAGGAGUUAGUGCGCGUGAGAGCGGGUACUGUGAACUGCGUUACUAUGCUACAGUCCUAAUAACCGCACACUCGCGAGCGAAACGUGCGACACAGAUUGACCUUAUCUUGUUUACAAAGAUAACUAAACAGACUGCCACGUGGAAAGAAAGACUCAUGAGUUGGCCGUGUGGAUUUCAGAGACGUUAUGGAUUUGACUAAAAUGGGUAUGAUCCAGCUCCAGAACCCCAAUCACCCCAAUGCCCUGCUACACAAGGCAAAUCAGAUGCGGCUGGCCGGCACGCUGUGCGACGUGGUCAUCAUGGUGGACAGCCAGGAGUUCCACGCUCACCGGACCGUGUUGGCCUGCACCAGCAAAAUGUUCGAGAUCCUCUUUCACCGAAACAGCCAACAUUACACUCUCGACUUUCUGUCACCAAAGACCUUCCAGCAGAUUCUGGAGUAUGCUUACACUGCCACUCUCCAAGCUAAAGUGGAAGAUCUGGAUGACCUGCUGUAUGCGGCAGAGAUAUUAGAAAUAGAAUACCUGGAAGAGCAAUGCUUGAAGAUACUGGAGACCAUCCAGUCCUCUGACGAAAACGACACGGAGGUCAACAUGAACGACGGCGGUGGGGAAGAUGAUGAAGAACGUAAGGGGAGGCACGGCAGGAACGGGACAGGUCCGAAAAAGCAUUCCAUGGAGGACAGCGGCUACAUCUCGGCUGCCCAUCAGGUACUGCCGGGAAUGGUGGACCAGAGUCCGUCGGUCUCCACCUCUUUCGGUCUCUCCACCCUGAGCCCAACUAAAGCGGCCGUUGACAGCCUAAUGAGCAUCGGCCAGUCCCUCCUGCAGAGCACCAUGCACCCCGGAAUUGGCACCGAACAGCCCCUGCAUGGCAACUCUCACCCUAUGAUGGGAGAGAUUAAGAUGGAGAUGAUGCAAGUAGAUGAGAGCGGAGAGCACGGGAGCCCCAAAGCCAUGGAGUCCGGCAGCUCCAGCAACGGCGAACGCAGCGGUGAUCUCGACAAGAACCGAGAUGGCCCUGGAACCCCUACCAGGAGCAGUGUGAUCACCAGUGCCCGUGAGCUGCACUACGUUAGGGAGGAAGGUGUUGGAGAGCAGCAGAUCGAGGUCGGCCAGAUGGGGCUGGAGGCAAUGGCAGGCAUGACAGAAAAACACUUGGCGUCCCUCUAUGGGUUGCCACACAACCAUAAGAACGAAGCCAUGCUGUCUAUGCCUGCCUCGAUGGCUUCAUCCUUACACAUGACACCAGCCCUGGCCAUGUCCAUGGACUUCAGUGCUUAUGGGGGUCUGUUGCCGCAGAGCUUCAUCCAAAGGGAGUUCUUCAGCAAGCUCGGUGAGCUAGCCGCUGGGAUGAAGCCUGAUGGCCGUAGCCAACACGAGCGCUGCAACGUGUGUGGUGCUGAACUUCCUGACAAUGAAGCCAUUGAGCAACAUAGGAAACUACACAGUGGAAUGAAGACCUACGGUUGUGAGCUUUGUGGCAAACGCUUCUUGGACAGUCUGCGCCUGAGGAUGCACUUGCUGUCUCACUCAGCUGGUGAGAAAGCCAUUGUCUGUGACCAGUGUGGAGCUCAGUUCCAGAAGGAAGAUGCUCUGGAGGCUCACCGACAAAUUCACACAGGAUCAGAUAUGGCCAUCUUCUGUUUGCUGUGUGGGAAACGGUUCCAGACGCAGACGGCUCUGCAGCAGCACAUGGAGGUCCACGCAGGCGUGCGCAGCUACAUCUGCAGCGAGUGCAACCGCACUUUUCCCAGCCACACCGCACUCAAGCGCCAUCUCCGCUCACAUACAGCAGGUGACCAUCCGUUCGAGUGCGAGUUCUGCGGCAGCUGCUUCAGAGAUGAGAGCACGCUGAAGGGACACAAACGCAUCCACACCGGAGAGAAGCCCUAUGAAUGUAACGGCUGCGGCAAGAAGUUCAGCCUCAAACACCAGCUGGAGACCCACUACCGUGUCCAUACAGGUGAGAAGCCGUUUGAGUGUAAGCUGUGCCACCAGCGCUCCAGGGAUUACUCGGCCAUGAUCAAACACCUGCGCACUCACAACGGAGCCUCGCCGUACCAGUGCACCAUCUGCCUGGAAUACUGCCCCAGCCUCUCCGCCAUGCAGAAGCACAUGAAGGGCCACAAGCCAGAAGACAUCCCCCCAGACUGGAGGAUAGAGAAGACUUACCUGUACCUCUGCUACGUCUGAGAGGGGAGCGGGCCGUGCCCGGCCUGAGAGGGAGGCGGGAGGGUGGGAUGGGUUGUUGAACGCCUGUCGUGAUGGCAGGUAGCGUGAAAACACAGUCAGUUUGUCACUGAAGAGGAAAUGCACAGAGAAAGCAAAUGGGCACAUUGAUCCAAGGGGCUGGGCUGGGCAGAACGAAAAAGGACAAGAAGUAGAAAGACAAUGUGAAACAAAAUCUUACCCUCUCGUCAGUCAUUUCUGUGUCGUAAGUGUUUUUCACGGAUCAUAUGGGAAGUCUUCAUUAUAUGCCAGGCAUCACGUUAUGUCCCAGAAAAUCCAAUAUAUCCAAAUAUCAAAAGUCGUAUCAAUCAUAAUUCUCUCACUUCAGCAACAAUUGCACCAACCGAGAGCGACUCUUUGAAAGGGCGCCCUCUCCUGGUACAUGAUAGUAUAAUGCAGUCUCUUUCACUGUGUUAGUGUAAAUAAGACACAGUAGCCUCUGCUUUUUUAUCUGUAUUGACUGAUCAGAGUGAUCACAGCAGAAAAGUUGAUGCCUAAAAGCACUUAGAUCUGAUAAAUACGAAUAGCCAUGUUCAUCAAAGACAUUACUGUGAACUGGGACAUAAGCUUCACGCAUAUUGAUGAUGCCCAGCCAAACACUCAGUGGGUAGAGAUCCCUCCCAUAUGAUUCACAUUCAUUAAGGGCUUAUUGGUUUAACCACCGUACAAAUCUGUUCAUCAAUGUCAUUUUACUCUUUUUUUUUUUUUUUGGUUUCAUAAUCUCCAGCAUAGACUCGUUGCUUCACACGCGUAUAACAAGCUAAAUUUACGACGACAGUUUCUGUUUGAUGCUUUUAUUUUCCAAAAUAACGCUUUAUGUUCGUCAAGCGUAAAAUCGACAUUAUCUGUUUCGCUUCUGUUUUCCUCCACUCAUGUUUCGUACGCACACGACUGGUCUGAGAAUCAGUUUGACGCAAAGUAAUCACUAUAGUCGACGUCUGAACUGAAUAACUUGGCAAUACAUACAGAACAUUCAUUACUGGACACUAGACAUCUAAUGAACUGUUUAUGCUGUUGUUAUAGAGACCAAAAUGAUGACUGAAGCUGCUUGUGUCAGUGGCUUAGAGACAAAACAGCAGUGUGACAUGCGGGGCUUGUUCGCACAUAUCUGAACGAUCGGUAACACAGUGAUAACGUAGUACGAAACGUGUCCUGAAUGAAAGAACAGACCGGAUCGACUCUUUGGUUCGCGUUCCUCUGCUUUUGUCUGUGUUUCCUUAUACGCCUCGGUUUUAGCACAUCGUACUUGAAUUACCUCGUUUUUGUGACCUCAUGUGCUAGUGUUUCGUUUCUUUUUUUUGUGUAUAUUUGAUUGUUUGCUUGCUGUUUGUCUUUCUGCUAUGUUGAGCAGGGGAGAUUUGAAAGCAGCGUGUGCUUAAGUACUUAAGAAAUUAAGUGCCACAGUUGAGAGAGAUAUUUGUCUUUCGUUAACGUUUUUGUUUUUUGUCUCGUUUUGCAUUAAUCUUACCAAAUUUGGUAUUAUUUUUUAUUUACUAACCCUGCUUGUUAAAGAGCUUGUGGGUUCGGUCAUAUUUGUAAGCUACCUCUAAGUUUUGACAUUUUUCGUUUCGCAAAAGCACAUUUUUGUGUUUGCGUUUUGCAUAUAACUUCAUCUCAUGCUUUCGAGUGUUCACGUUUGUAAGCAAGGGUAAGAUUUACUCGAACUGGUAAUAGGAAAGUGAUUAUAAAGUCAUAACUUUACCUAUGAGAGAACCCCCCCAGCCCUGUAAACCUUACCUUAAGAGCAGAUUUUUAAAGCCUUAUGUUUGGGGUCAAAGUUGAUCUGGGAGGCGAAUAUAUGGAACAAGUGAAGUGUAGUACUUUAAAGUUUGAAAAAAACAAUAAACUUGAAAAUAUGUGAAUAGAAUUGUAGUUUUGUAAUGUGAAAAAAAUACGGUUCGCCAAGUUUGAACCACAAAGAACAGGUCAUAUGCAGCAGUGCAUUGUGCGUUGGACAAUUGGGACUGCAAGUGGUAAUCAAAGACGAAAGGAAGAAAAAAAAUUAAAUCCUGUCAGUUGACAUGUUUCUUUGUAUGAGUGUAGUCCUGAGCAAGAGCCAACGAGGCCAUUUGAUAUAUAAAAUUGUGAUAUUUUUGUAUUAAGUGUCGGUCUUUUUUCCAUUGGUUGAGGUUGCAGCGAGGCAAAACUUUGUAGUUCUUUUUUUAUAUCAUUAUUCUCUCGUUUGAAUCGUUUGCCUUGCUCCUCUUUGGUAAUGUUGGACCGUGUGUGAUCCUAUAGUGAUAAAUGUUGCUUUCUGGAUGUCAAAUACAUUGCAGGUGAAGGACUAAAUCAGCCACAUUCUCCUUUGUGAAAAUAACAACAACAACAACAACAAAACAAAAAAUGAUGUGAUACCAAUGAUCAAUUACAUUGUACACGGCAUCUCAAACAAUCACGUUGCCAACUUUUUGGGUUUUUUUACUUGAAGUGACUUUAAAAAAAAAAAAGAAGAAGAAGGGAUGGUGAAGACGCAUCACAGGAAAUGUAAUUGUCGUGUCUUGCCGUUGUUUUCUGGAAAACACUGUGAGUUUGGGGAUCUUUUGCCCCCUGUGAGAAUUUAAAAUGAGUAGCUCCAUGAAAAGACAGAUAUAUAUUUUGUUCUGUAAAUGGAUAAUGUUAACCAAUGUUAAAUGGAUAAAACAGAGUUUGUGGCAACAAUACGAGAUAUUAAGUCACAUACCGGUGUCACUGUUCUCUAAAUUCGUUUGUGUUACUUUUGUAUUAUUACUUUGAAUGUGGUUUCACAUAUAGUGUAUGUUUGAGUGUGUAUGUGUGAGUAUGUGUAUGUGAGAGAUGCACAUUAGUGUCAAAUGCACUAAUCGGUAAGUCAUAUUCUAUUGCCACUUUUCUCUCAUGGUGAUGAAAAAAAUAUUGGCUUUGAUAUAGUUCUUCCCUCAAUGUUCUUAUGAUGUUUCUGUAAUAUCUUUGUGCCUAAAUGAAAUUGUUCAACAAAUUGUCCACAUAUAUCUGCUUAGUUUCUGUAUUUUCAAAAGAAGUUUAUUGGUGUCUUCAGGGCUCCAGGGGUGUCAUGAUGAUGAUGAUGAUGAUGAUUGGAAUAGCGUAUCCUUACUUCAAGUUCCCCCGCACGGGACUAAGCCAAUCCAACGUGAGGUCGAUAAUAGUUUUGUUUUUAUAAUUAUCAUUUGGUCUGUUUUUCAGUCAAAUGAUUCGAUGUAGUGUUUUAUACACGGCUCAAAAAAAUGAAAAAUGAAACGAGCGAAACAUUCCAUAAAUUGGAAUAAUGUGCGUUUUUUUUUUACAAUGAAUCUCCUGCUUUGAGGGAUAAAAAAAUCUUUGUUUGAUUAUCAAACUUCCUUUUGACUCCAUUUUCUCGUCUUUCGCCUCAGCAACAGGUUUGCUGAUUAAACUUUUCAACAACGUCCCUGUAACAUUCUGUGGGUUGUUGAUGCAAUUUUACUGCCCCUACUUAACAUGUUUAGUUGUUGGUUAAAGUACUUAUUUUAAAGAAAAACAGUAAGCCAAGUGUCAUCAUUGCAUCCCUGGGGUUGGCUCACUGUGUUUCAGUGUGGUGUUCUAGAAAGAGUAGCCAUUUCAUGCUGUGUUGCCAUGCAUGUGCCAUUGAGGUCGAAACUAAACUGUUUGAGUAACAAAGCACCAAGACAUUGUCUUUUUUUAUAUAUUAGCACUGAGGACCAAUUGCCCUGUCGGACCAAGCAUAACAAAGCUUUUUAUGUAAUAAAGCAGUUUUUUAUUUUCUCUCUCUCUCUCUGCCCACUAUAUCUUCUCUUUCUUUUUUUUUAUUCUUUACACCUUCCCUGACUUGCCUGUAUUUUUUUGUGACAGCACAAGUGCCAGUCCAGUUGCUUUUUAAGAACAUAAUGUUUUGUUUCUGGGGUUUCGUUUUAUUUUUGUUCUGUUGUUAUUAUUAUUUGAAUUGUUAUAGUUACGUCUACCUCAGCACCUAAUCUUAGCCUAAUCUUAGAAGGUGCCCAAUUAUUAUUAUUAUUAUUUUGUUUCGUUUUUUUGUCAAUUGUACAAAUUUUAAUUUGCAUUAGAGCUUUGCAACGGUCCUCUUGUCUCUUUCAGCAACAUGCUGUGUUUUUGUAGCACUAUCUGGGUUUCGUGCUGCAGAUACUGGCAUCAGUUUCCUGAUGGCGUAGUCUUUCUUUUGGUGUAGGAUCAGACACAUCUCUUUGUAACAUUUCAGUGUUCUCUGAUGGAGUGUGGAAAAAAUAAAGAAUUUAAAGAGA
Paramisgurnus dabryanus is the source of this 6506-nucleotide messenger RNA. It is a transcript of the gene zbtb16a, whose product is annotated as zinc finger and BTB domain containing 16a. Lineage: Eukaryota; Metazoa; Chordata; Actinopteri; Cypriniformes; Cobitidae. Gene Ontology annotation, molecular function: protein binding; DNA-binding transcription factor activity, RNA polymerase II-specific; RNA polymerase II cis-regulatory region sequence-specific DNA binding. The record is from RefSeq and is a predicted model, not a curated record. Gene Ontology annotation, biological process: regulation of transcription by RNA polymerase II.